UGAUCCUUAAGAAGGCAGUUUAAAGCUUUUGUUGCUUGUAAGAUCUUUUACUUCUACAGGACCUAAUAAUGAUCUGCUCUAAUCAAAGAUUUUCACAAUGGAUCGUUUUUUGUUUUCUGUUCACACAAGUUGUUGGAGAAAACAGUAAAGAAAGUGUGAUUCGGUGUCGGGUGAAACCUGUGUUCCUUCAACUAGCGAAUGGGAAUUGUACUAAUUUGUUGUGGAAGAAGGACAGCCAAAACUUGGCGAAGUUUAAAAAUGGAAGGUUUAUGCCUUAUUUUGGUUUUGAAAACAGAGCAGAGGUGUUUCCCAAUGGGACCCUCAAGCUGGCCAUGAUUAAUAACAAUGACAUUGGACAUUACCUGCUGGAGGUGUUUAAUAAGGAAGGGAUAAAUAUACUCAGGGAAAGCAUCCAUCUGCACACACAAGUCUCCCAGCCUGAGAAAAACUCUACCUGUGUGAUGCCUGGAGAAGCAGCACUGGUCUGCGCAGUAGAGGAGGGGGACAGUGUAUAUUUCCAUUGGAAUGAAGUGCCAAGUAAAAACACAAACCAUCAGGAAACUGUUCUUAUAGAUCUUAUCUGCACUGUUGCUGUUGAGAAAAGGAGCCGCUCAGCAGGUCGAGUAGCAACAGUGGUAUGUCUUGCUGGAACUUUCGUGAUAAUCAUUUUCAUACUUAUAUUAAAAGAACUAAAAACCAUAAACCAAAAUAAAGGGCAAUAUGUGGUAUGGAAUAAUACCAGAAGGGAAGAAAUGAAGAGCCACACCGAGGAGCAGAGUCCCCCGUCCACCAAGGCCACAGAACUGGAAGGCAAGUAGCUCCAAGUCAGGAAGAGAGUUGUUUAUUUCACAAGCCAGAGGAGGAUCUGUAUUAAAAGAGCCUGUGUGCUUCAUCAAACUUUCUACAGAUAAGCUUCCACAGUGAAAACAAACAAACCAGACUGAUCUUAAUAAAAGGUACAAAGUGCAAAAUGGCACCUGGGAGUCAAGAGGUGAAGCUACAAAGGUUGCAUUAGGUUUUUAAAUUAGUUUGUAUAUGCAAUCUUUUAAAGUAUUAAUUGUCAUUACCCAGU
Acipenser ruthenus (sterlet) is the source of this 1072-nucleotide messenger RNA. RefSeq lists its product as uncharacterized. Bases 69 to 818 code for a protein of 249 amino acids. Lineage: Eukaryota; Metazoa; Chordata; Actinopteri; Acipenseriformes; Acipenseridae. The transcript is spliced from 5 exons. The record is from RefSeq and is a predicted model, not a curated record.